AUGGGCGCCAAUCUUCCUGAACUGCAGUUUACGCCGCUCGAUGACAUCCCCGAACGCGUGUCGAUUACCCGCCAGGCUUUUCUGGACCAUAAGACACGCGAUGUCGAAUUUCGUCUGAUGCAGCUGCGCAAACUUUACUGGGCCAUCAAAGAUCACGGGGAGCAAAUCAUCGAUGCCUGUACUCAGGAUCUGAACAAGCCCAUCUUUGAAACAGAGACGGCAGAGAUUGGAUAUCUCCUGAAUGAUAUCGUAUUCAUGACGCGCAACUUGCAUACUUGGGUGAAAGAUGAAAAGGCUCCUGAUAUUGAUUUCAUGUUCAAAUUCUUCAACCCGAAGAUCAGGAAAGACCCUCUUGGCUGUGUGUUAGUUAUUGGCGCCUUCAACUUCCCCUUCCAACUAACACUUGGUCCAGUCAUCGGGGCUAUCGCUGCGGGCAAUACCGUGGUGAUUAAACCAAGCGAAACCACUCCCCGCUGCGCAGCUGUCAUGCAAAAGAUUGUUGAGAGACUUGAUCCUUCAUGUUAUCAAAUCAUUCAGGGGGCUAUCCCCGAGACGCAGGCAUUGCUAGCAGAGCGAUGGGAUAAAAUAUUCUUUACCGGUAGUGCUAAUGUCGGCCGGAUCGUCUCCAAGGCCGCGGCACCGCAUUUAACUCCUGUUAUCCUCGAGUUGGGCGGAAUUAACCCUGCUAUUGUGUCUAGAAAGGCGAACCCAAGGCUAGUAGCACGUCGUUUGCUUUGGGGAAAGGUAUUCAACGCUGGUCAACUCUGUACAUCGCAGAAUUACAUACUGGUUGAGAGACCACUAUUGUCUUCGGUUGUCACUGAGUUCAAAAAGGCUUACAAGGAAUUCUACCCUAAUGGAGCGAGAUUUUCAACGGAUCUCUCACGUAUCGUGAACAAAGAUCACUUCCGGCGACUUCGGUUAAUGCUCGAGAACACCCACGGCAAGGUUGUAAUGGGCGGCAUGAUGGAUGAGGAAGAACUCUUUAUCGAACCGACAGUUGUCCUGGUCAAUUCGAUUGAUGACUCGUUGUGCUCGCAGGAAAGCUUUGGUCCAUUUAUCCCAAUUCUCCCAGUGGACAGUCUGGACGAGGCUAUCGAGCUAGCUAAUGGCCUCAUGAGCACCCCUCUGAAUCUCCAUCCAUUUGGAAAUAAAGCAGAUGUUGAGCACAUUCUACGAUCUACUCGAUCCGGCGGCGCCUCCUGUAACGACGGGGCCCUGCACAUGCCGAAUCUGCCUUUCGGUGGUGUCGGAGAGAGUGGUCAUGGUGCUUAUCGUGGCCGUGCCAGCUUCGACGUGUGGGUUCAUCGCCGUCCUAUCACUUCCAGUCCGAGCUGGCUCGAGCGUAUCCUAUCAGUCCGAUAUCCUCCAUACGCGGGUAAGUUGAGCGGAUACAAGGCUACUGCUCUCCUCAAACCCGAUUUCGAUCGAGGUGGGCGUAAGCUGAGAUGUGGCUGGAUACGCUUUAUCCUCACUCUGGGCGGAGGAAGUGUCAAGGCCGGAGCUGUCCGUGGUAUUGUUGCUGCCGUUCUUUACUUCAUUUUUGAGACUCUUGCACGCCGACGCUCGGGCUUGCGAAUUUGA
This is a messenger RNA of Penicillium argentinense, 1584 nucleotides long. RefSeq names its product aldehyde dehydrogenase family protein. Gene Ontology annotation, molecular function: aldehyde dehydrogenase (NAD+) activity. The record is from RefSeq and is a predicted model, not a curated record. The transcript has 5 exons. Lineage: Eukaryota; Fungi; Ascomycota; Eurotiomycetes; Eurotiales; Aspergillaceae. Gene Ontology annotation, biological process: aldehyde metabolic process. Gene Ontology annotation, cellular component: cytoplasm. Bases 1 to 1584 code for a protein of 527 amino acids.